Durio zibethinus is the source of this 1461-nucleotide messenger RNA. The record is from RefSeq and is a predicted model, not a curated record. NCBI's taxonomy places the organism in Eukaryota, Viridiplantae, Streptophyta, Magnoliopsida, Malvales, Malvaceae.
CCAACCAAGCAAACUUUUCAGACAGAGUCAUCAUGAUUCAGGAUUAACCACUCGAGUUCAGAGAUUCAUCAUUCCAUAUAUGAUGAUUGAGUGAGAGAGAUGAAACGAAAUGGUGGGGUUAUAUAAAAGGGUGGCAAGACUCUAAUGCAAGAGAGGUUUAAGGCAAAGUGCCUCUCAUUAAGGAGGCAACUACUUAGACAACUGAAGGAGCAGCUUGUAAACCAUAGUCCCACCUGCUAUCUCAUUUUCCUUUGAACUAAGGUCUCUCGUUUCUUUUGGACAAGUAAAAUUGAAAUAUUUAAGGAUCAAACACUUUAAAACUAUUUCUGUUGCUGCUUCUGCUGUUCUUAUCUGGUUUUUAUCUCUUUGGCCCUCAAGAUUUACUAAAGAUGCGCAGCAUGGCAAGCUCCACUUCCGCCAAAGGUAUAGCAACCAUUGUAGGCGUCGGGCCUAAGCUUGGACGAUCCAUUGCCCGCAAGUUUGCUCAUCAAGGAUACACCGUUGCCAUCCUUGCUCGGGACUUAGGAAGAUUGUCAAAAUUUGCAGAUGAGAUAGCCAGGGAAGAGAAAGCCCAAGUCUUUGCAAUCAGAAUUGACUGCUCGGAUUCUAGAAGUGUCAGAGAAGCAUUUGAAGGGGUUCUCUCACUAGGAUUUGUAGAAGUUCUGGUGUACAAUGCAUAUCAGCCAGUUUCUUGUCACCCCACAAACUUUACUGACAUUAAAAUCAAUUCCUUCGAGAAAUCUCUUGCUGUAUCCUCCCUUGGUGCUUUCCUUUGCGCUCAACAGGUACUUCCCGGGAUGGUGGAAAGGGGAAGAGGAACGAUUCUCUUCACUGGCUGCUCAGCUUCACUCAAUGGCAUUGCUGGUUUCUCUGAACUAUGCUGUGGAAAGUUUGCCCUGAGAGCUUUAUCCCAAUGCCUGGCAAGAGAGUUCCAGCCUCUUGGUGUCCAUGUCGCCCAUAUUAUCAUUGACGGAGUUAUUGGUCCACCUAGAUCCAGGGUGCCAUCGGCAUCACAGAAAGGGAUGGUUGGGGAGCAACAGCAAAGCGGAGUGGGAAGGGACGGGGCCGUGAUGAUGAUGGACCCAGACGCGUUGGCUCAGACCUACUGGCACCUGCAUGUUCAAGACCGGACCGCUUGGACCCAGGAGAUUGACCUCCGUCCUUCCAUCACCAGAUUCUGUUAGCUAUUCAUAAUCAUUCCUCAACUUGCUCCUCAAAUCAUUUGCAACUUCUACACUAUCAUUAUCAUCUUCAAUGGUUUUCAUUUCUUCUACACUGUUUGAUGCUUUAGAAAUGUUGAUGGUACCAAUGACACUUCAAUUGGAUUUUCAAAAGUGUCAUUGGAACUAGCAUUUCAGGAUUUGCUAUGUAAAUUCACUCAAGGGAUUUUUUUUUCUUCUUUUUAUUUUCCUUCUAAGGAGUUUGAAAAGUAGAAAUACAUGAUGAUUUAUAUUUCGAGUG